This is a messenger RNA of Cyclocybe aegerita, 3216 nucleotides long. Lineage: Eukaryota; Fungi; Basidiomycota; Agaricomycetes; Agaricales; Hemipholiotaceae. The record is from the annotation of a GenBank genome assembly.
AUGGACAUGCUGGUGCAGUUUGAGCAGGAGCAGAGUCUCGCCCCGAUGGACACCACCCCCAUUCCGCCCCCUCUCCCCGUCGAUUUCAUUCCGACAAAUCUGGCAGCUCCACUUCUGCAACAGCAGCAGCAAAUCGACUUUCUCUCCCUCGAUGCACCAGAGUCUGACCUCUCGCUCGACCCGCCCGCGCCUCCAAUUCAUCUCCCCAUGCCUGACAUGCCCAUGUCUGUCUUUCUCAAUACACCAUUAGACCCCAUGGACACCCCAGCACAGCUCCACACAGCUCCUUCGAGCUUUAUGUCUGACCCCAGAACAGUCGCUGACCCGUUUGCACUCUUGCCGCAGACCGACAACUCGCCAGACGCACGCAACUUGUCAGUGUCGCCACCCCAAUCACAGGUGCCAUCCCCGCCUAUCCACGGGGCUCCGUCUUCGUACGCAGUUGCUGCACCGUCCUCGCUCGACCCUGCCGUUUCCGGGCGGCGUAGUCGGGCAAAUACCUCGUUAUCACCUCCAUCCCUUCCUUCAAAUUUCCCUUCGUUAUCACCCCCGAGCUUACAGAAUGCGGCCGACUAUCCUUCCUCUUCCAGCACAGGUAACCUGGAAGAAUCCGUAUCCCAGCAGCAACCUCAAACCGUUAUCGGGCAGAUGCUCAAAGACAUCGCAAAAACAGCGAUCGACGCAGGAGACGCGUUUGAAAAUUGUCAUGGAGUUCAGCAGACAACCAAAGUCGGUGAACUCAGGGACCGUAUUCAACAAGUGCUUUUCAUGCUGCAGCAUAUGUCCUUCGCUGAUCCUUCAGGUGCCCCUUCAGCGGUACCACCUACCCUUCAAGGGCUCGACCUCCUUCACCUUCACCUCCCUUCUCUCAACCCGCCCCCGAUAGAUCCGCCUCUGGGUGACCAUUCACACCUUGCGGUGUCAGAUCAAUCACGGAAACGGUGUGCAUCAGACCUGGAGGAACAUCGGACGGUCAAAGCGCUGAAGCGCGAACCCCAAGAAGAUGCACCGCUCUCUCUGUCUAUCAGUGAGGGGCCUUUGAUCUCAGCGGGAGCAUCCGCGUUCGCUGCUGCGGUCCCCCCGGCCCCUGUGAGUUUUCCUUUGAUGCAGAGCUCUUACGGCUCCCAGUCUCGCCCUCCUUCGCGACCUCCGAGUCCCCCCGCGACAUUCUCAGCGCGCAAUUCAUUCAGCUCGAUGAAGCCUCCAACUUCAGCAUCGACCACAUUUUCAUUCCCGUCCGGGAUAGUGCCCACUUCCGCCCCGCAUCUUCCAGGGACCCUCCCCCUUACUGGGACUCCUAUACAAGCCGGAUUCCCUCCUUUGCCUCACUCUUCCUGGUCGGAUCCUGUGGUUCCUUCGUCUUCAAGACACCAUCACUCCUUAUCGGCUGGCUCAAUUACAGCGCCUAUAGUGGGAACUUCGGCUGCCGCUGCCGCCGUUCCUCCAGCGGCCCUUCCAAACGCCUUACCGCAGCCUCUCACAGUCCCUUCAAAUGCCGUGGCAUCGUCAAUCAGCCCUCCUAUUGGAAGAAUGUCGCGAUCCGGUUCUAUCAGUGGCACCAAUUUCAAGAAUCCUUACGCGUCUUUGGCAUAUCCUGAUUCCACAGGCGUGUGGCAUACCACAAAAGCAGCUGCUACGCCGACCCGUGCUGCCGGACAAUCCAACUGGUAUUUCGGCUCGGAUUCAUCGCACUCGUCCAAGAAACGGUCGUCGGCGAUACAAGGAGGAUCCGCGCCUCCCACAGCACACAAUUCGCCGAGCGAUGAUGAGGAUGACGACGAGGAAUCUGAUUCCGAUGAGAGUGUGGUAGGUAAAACAAUCACACAUCAGUCUUCUGGAGAUCGACCGUCGACGUCAUCAUCUGCAGCAGCAGAGAUGCCUCCGGAAUACCGUGCUGACGUGGACAGGAUAUUUUUCAUGUUCUUGAACAAACUCUGUUCCAACCUGGACGCAACGGAUGCCAAAGGAGAGCAAAUCCAUCAAACUCUCAUGGCGAAGAAGAUGCAGAGGUUGGAUGAGUCGCCGGACUUCCGACCCUUCAAAUUCCGAAUCCUUGCGUUCACGAACGCCUUCAUGGAAGAGCUCGGGAAGCAAGGAUAUCCUGAGGACAAGAUUCCGAUGAAAAAGGUUCGCAACUAUCUCUGGAGGCAACAGUACAUUCUCCGCUUCAACGAGGACGGGAAGAAGGCCAAGUCCAAAGGCAAUCAUAUCUGGAAUAUUGAAGCCAAGAAAUCCGGGGAUGGCCAAUGGGAUUUCCGACCAUUCCAUCGAAAGCUCGCGGGAACGCCUCCUGGUGUUGCUUACUGUGGUUUACGUUGGUCUUGGAAGCCUCACGUUUGGGACCCCCAACUGUCUUUCAAGAAGGUCCACGUUACGUAUAGCUCGCCAAGCCUUCCGCCCUGGCUUUUGUGGCGUAAUGGCGAGCUGUCUGGUAUUCCUCCUCCAGAUGCAGAAUCUUGCCAGAUCACUGUCGUUGCAAAAUUCAACGUUGAUAAUCAAGAUAGCCAACUCACUCACACUUUCGCCCUCUCAAUAGCGCCCGUAGCCGCACUUGACGCGGCUGGCUUCUCCCGUUCUCGACGCCCAUCCCUGGUCGGAGAACCUCCUAAACGCAGCACGAGUGAUUCUGCCCUUUUCCAGAUUCCCCAAAGGAAUUCACGUAACCCACGUGUAGACGACACACGCGUUAUACGAGUGUUGCAAAGCGUCGCGCAACGUGUUACGGAUGAGGCAGAGUCCCAAUUCGUUUCGGCCUCUCCUCCCAAGCAAGGCGAACUUCAAGACCUUGUCAAACAAAAGCAUGUCCUUGAACAGACUGUCGAUGCCUAUGAUAAGGCGAUCUCUGGCCAAGGGCAUUUGCAAUCUCGACGACUUGCUGUUGCUGCGCAGCAUGUAGUUCUUCAGGCAGCGAAGACCGUUAUCGCCGAUCGGACUAUCGCCACAGGGGGCAUACCCACACCGCAAGUCGAGACGGUCGCCAUUCAGAGCGUGUCGGUCAGUGAACUGACUGACAAGACUCAAGACGCGAUCGCCAUGGCCGUCAAGAUGAACGGUACCGCCUCCAACGAGGUCGACAUCAUUGUUACAGCGACUUCUAUCCUCAAAUCUCAAACUCCCAUGCUCGACAACAGCCCACCUGUUGUCGCGCCUCCGCCGGUUGUCCCGCGGGUCGCUGCAUUUCCUACAUCCAAUCUCACCACGCUGCCUGAAUAUUAA